Molecule: messenger RNA, 1054 nt
Organism: Suillus plorans
Lineage: Eukaryota; Fungi; Basidiomycota; Agaricomycetes; Boletales; Suillaceae
Product: trimeric LpxA-like protein
Exons: 5
Coding region: 409-942 (177 amino acids)
Biological process (GO): mitotic spindle organization
Cellular component (GO): dynactin complex
Molecular function (GO): dynein complex binding
Source: RefSeq, a predicted model, not a curated record
AGAGAUUCCGUCGUCGGUGGAGUGGCACUUCUUGCAUGACGGGCUAAAAUUAUUGAACCGACUUGCACAAGCGACAGGCAGCGUUUAGGGCAAGCCGGAACCCCCAGCUCAGACCCGCGUAUAUUUUGACAGCGGCCUCGGAGAAACUCACAGAACACAUCGUCAACUACCAGCCACCGAGGACGGAACGUGUGAGGCAACCAGAACAGAUAAAGGGAGGACACUAUAGAUGUAUCUUUGGUUUUAUUUUUUGACAGUUCAAUUUUGCCAAUGGCAAGCGGACCAGAUAACGAACAGAUGAGACACGCAGACGAUGAAAAAUACAGUCGUAGGGUCCCAUAGUAGAUCUAAAAGUAAUAACCAUGUUAGACACGUUCUGAUAGGGUUAGGGUUGCUGCUCUUGAACUCAUGCCACCUAUCCGCGAUAAGUUCACAAUCCAUUCAAGAGCGGUGGUCUGCCAAGAUGUGGAGUUAAAGGGAGACAUCACCAUCGGGCCAGGCACAGUCGUACACCCCAAAGCCACCAUCUUCGCAAUAGCUGGUCCCAUCGUAAUUGGUUCAGGUUGUAUCAUAGAAGAGGCCGCUAUAAUAGUCAAUCGCCGCAAAGAAGUGAUGAGAGUUGGUGACAACAAUUUGUUCGAGAUUGGCUGUCGCGUCGAAUGUCCAUCCGUUGGUAACUUCAACACUAUAUCUACGCGUGCACGCGUCCACCAUACUGUUCGAAUAUCAAAUUACUGCGUCAUUGGUGCUGCAUGCCUCGUAGUUCCUACAGACGACGAGACCCUCGACGACUACACGUCCAUAUUCGGACCCGCUGCAGAAAGAAGGAUUUGGAGUGGAAGGGGGCGGAUUCAAGAGGCUGAUUUGAGAUUGAAACAUGCAGAGUAUCUUCGUGAGAUGCUACCAAAGUUCAAUCGACUACGAAGGGGAGAUGGCGCUUAACGUCUUUGUGCACGUUCUUAUUGCCUCUGCCUCGGAUUGACAGGAGCACUAGUUGUGCAUGUUGGAGUAUCAUCGGGUACAUUCGUUAUUGUACGGGCAUCAACGACAUCGA